Naumovozyma dairenensis CBS 421 is the source of this 732-nucleotide messenger RNA. It is a transcript of the gene SSP120, whose product is annotated as nucleobindin SSP120. Gene Ontology annotation, cellular component: extracellular exosome; endoplasmic reticulum-Golgi intermediate compartment. The coding region runs from base 1 to 732 and encodes 243 amino acids. Lineage: Eukaryota; Fungi; Ascomycota; Saccharomycetes; Saccharomycetales; Saccharomycetaceae. The transcript has a single exon. Gene Ontology annotation, molecular function: calcium ion binding. The record is from RefSeq and is a predicted model, not a curated record.
AUGAGGUUAAAUAACUCUUUCCUAUUAGGAUCAUUAUUUCUAUUGUUACCUAGUCAACUUUCAGUAGUAGCGGAGGCAGUUGCUGAAGCAGAACAUAAAGGAUCAGAAAUCAACGUAGAACAUGAGAAGCCACCUCAAGGGUUAACAUGGGAAGAAUGGCAUAUGCAACAAGAGCAUCAAAUGAGCGAAUAUUCACCAGAGACUUUUUUCGCAUUACAUGAUGUUAAGAAACAAGGAUAUUUUGAUCGUGAUGAUAUUUUGUCCUUGUAUGGGUUGAAUCGUGAUGAAAUUAUUGGUGCAGGAAAUGGGAUGGGGCAACAUGAUAACAGUGAAGCUGUUGAUGAAGAUAUGGCUAAAAAUUUAGUUGAUUUGAUUUUGAAACUUGUAGAUGUUAAUGAUGACAAUAAAAUUUUGAAAGAUGAAUAUUUGGCAUUUGCUAAGAGAGGUAAUAAGUUCCCAGAUUUGGGUGUUGGUGUUGGACAUCAUUCUGAUUUUGAAUUAGAGUACGAAAUUCAUCAUUGGAACAAAUACCAUAAGGAUGUUGAUCCAGAUGUUAAAAAUGUCCAUAAAGAAGAUAUUGAACACGAAUUAUUACAUCACGAACAUGAGAUUGAACAUGAAGAAACUGUUCAAAGGGGAGCCCAAAAGGCUACUGUUAUAACAGAUGACCAAUUGGAAGCCAGAAUAGAUUUAAAGAAGAUUCCAGGUAAAUUCAAGAAUGGGUUAUACUGA